UGAGCAUCCAUCCCAUCCAUCCCAUUCCAUACAUAUAACAUUAUACCUCACAAUAACCAUCACAUCACAUCACAUCACAGCAUAACAAAACUCAUCUCAAUAACCCACUACCAGAAACCAUCAUCUACUCUUCCCUCGCCCAAUUAUCACUAAUUAAAAUGAAAAUCACCCCUUUCGUCCUCCUGAGUUUAACCUCACUCCUCCCCCUAACAAACGCGUGGGGAACACUAGGUCAUCAGACAGUAGCAUAUGUCGCUACGAAUUUUGUAGCGGAGGACACGAGAGGUUAUUUUCAGAUGUUGUUGAGGAAUGAUACGGGGAGUUAUUUGGCGGGUGUGGCGACGGUAAGGUUUUUGAGUUUCGGAUGAAGACUCGAGAAGGAAAAAUCCAAUUGGGAAAGUUUGAGAUGGGUCGUUUUACUAACAUUUUUGGGGUUUGUGUAGUGGGCGGAUAGUUAUAGGUUAGUUGUUAUAUUGAGGCUCUUUCAAAGAUCUUUGAGUGUUAAGAUUGAUGCAGGUAUACGAAAGCGGGGAAUAAUACAGGCCCGUGGCAUUUUAUUGAUGCGUUGGAUGAUGUGCCUAGGUGUGGGUACUUUCUUUGAGAGAGGGAUUCAUGGGUUCAGCUGAAGGGGAUGGAGAUUAUGAGAGCUUUGGUAUCUAAGGAGUCAUGCUGAUGUUGAGGUUUUGUCUAGCUUGUGGAGUCAAGUUUGCUAGGGAUUGUGGGGAGGAAGGAUGUGUGGUGGGAGCGAUUUUGAAUUUUGUGAGUCCAAUUUCCAGCUAGUUGUGGAUGAUUCUUGAUAUUAUCUUCAACUGCAAAUCCUGUGGCUUGGUUGGAAUUUGAAGGGUUUGGCGCUGUUAAAGUGUCUUCGAACGUGAGAACUUAAGACAAACAGCCAGAGUGAAAUAAUAGAAAGAUUUAUGAGUUCAAAAAUCGUAAUAGAAAUCGAUGCUAAUCCAAAGAUCAGACGAGUCAAUUACUAGACCCAAACGUGUCUAGAUAUCACAAAUACAUUGCUGCAAAGGUACGAAUAUCUGAACAUAUUUUGAGUACUACUAACAUAUCUACAAAUAGUUCAUCGUCCACGUGAGUUUCCACCUUCGGAUUCCCUUGUAUCAACUAAAGAUAAGUCUAGUUUGUCGGUGAUAUCCACCAACCUCUUCACGCCGAGAACAUCGAUAUAGGAGGUAAUACCAUCAAAGUGACCUUCAACGGCAAAGAAACCAAUCUGCAUUCCUUUUGGGAUACUGCCAUUCCCGAAGAACUCGUAGGAGGAUACUCCAUAACCGAUGCUCAAAAAUGGGCAAACGUGCUAACAACCGCUAUAAAAACCGGCAAAUAUAAAUAUCAAGCGAAAUCAUGGCUUGAAGGUAUGAAUAUAGGUGAUCCAUUGACCACAGCGCUUGGUUGGGCCAGAGAUUCAAAUGCCUUUAUUUGUACGACGGUUAUGCCAGAUGGAGCAGAGGUGUUGCAGGGGAUGGAAUUGAGUGGUGAAUAUUACGAGAGUGGUGUACCGGUUGUUGAACUGCAGGUUGCGAGGGCAGGAUAUAGGUAAGCUGUUCUGGGGAUUUUUCGUGAAUAUAGUGCUGAUUAGACUACAAGGCUCGCGGCGUGGUUGGAUAUGAUUGUUGGUGGUAUCAAAACGGAGCUGUAAUCUUAGGUUGCUAAUUAUCACUUUAUUAUGUUUUUACGUUUCGUGAUUGGUGUAUAUUUUUGGAACGUAUCAAGGGGAAGGGAUUUGGGACAGGAAGAAGGAAGUUGGAAGGUGGAUAUAAAUAUUGGGGAAA
Messenger RNA from Sclerotinia trifoliorum, 1784 nucleotides. The record is from the annotation of a GenBank genome assembly. NCBI's taxonomy places the organism in Eukaryota, Fungi, Ascomycota, Leotiomycetes, Helotiales, Sclerotiniaceae.